Neolamprologus brichardi is the source of this 2268-nucleotide messenger RNA. RefSeq names its product CARD- and ANK-containing Inflammasome Adaptor Protein (gene caiap). NCBI's taxonomy places the organism in Eukaryota, Metazoa, Chordata, Actinopteri, Cichliformes, Cichlidae. Gene Ontology annotation, biological process: regulation of apoptotic process. Gene Ontology annotation, molecular function: protein binding. The record is from RefSeq and is a predicted model, not a curated record.
UAUGCAGUGGAUGUGAUCCGGACAAAGAGAAGGGAUUUGGUUUAUGGUAUCUCACAUACUGAGGAUCUCCUGAAUCUUUUGGUUGCAGAGGGAGUUAUGACAACAGCAAGGAGAUCUAUUGUUUUGUCCAUCAGGACCCAUAAAGAUCAGAACUCCAGGGUCCUGGACAUCCUGGAGGCCAGAGGUGAACGAGCAUGUCGGAAAUUCUUCCAUCCGUGUCUUAUGCUGGCAGAACCUGAACUAUACCAGCGAAUCAAGACCUAUGUGAGGAGUAUGAACGAGCAAGUUCAAGAUAACAGGAGACAGCUGAUUGGGUAUUUGCUGGAGAGAGAUUGUGAAUGGGGGGGAAAAUUAACAGAUCAAAUUGGAACCCAGAGAACUUAUACUAAAAGGAUUAAAAAAGGAUCUAGUGUUACAAAGAAAGGAAGUGGUACCAUAGUACUUGCAACAUCAGAGCAUACACCAGCUCAAAGUAAACCAGAAAGCCUCAUUUACAUGGCUGCUAGAAAAGGGGAUCUCUUAUUACUUGAGGAGCUGUUAAAAGACAGUGAUAUCAACACUGUCAAUUCUUCCAAAGAAACUCUAUUACAUGUAGCUGCAGAAAAUGGGCAUUUAUCCAUCACUGAGCUCUUGAUUCAAAAGGGGGCUAGAUUGGACCUCCAGAAUGACGCUGGCCACACAGCUCUUCACAGAGCAGCCAGCAGAGGGCACACAGAGCUCAUGAAGACCCUAGUGAAGGCUGGGACCCCUAUACAUACUCUGGAUUUGAAAGGCAAAACUCCCAUUCACCUGGCAGCAGAAAAUAGGCAUCUGAAAUCUGUAAAACUCUUGGUGGAGGAGGAAGCCAGGCAGUCUGAAAGUCACAGACAGAAUAUGUUUCUGCACAUGGCUGCCAUGGAAGAUGAUUGGAGGUUGGCUGAGUUGCUGUUGCAGAGCGGGGCCACUGUUGAUGCCCUAAACAGCCAUAACAAAGCAGCUCUGUUUUAUGCAGUCAAGGAGCGCAAUGAGAAAACAAUGACUGUCCUUCUCAAUGCAGGGGCUAAAGCUGACUACGAUGUCAUAUAUGAAGCCAUUAAUCUUCAUCAAGAAUCAGUUCUCCGGCUGUUGCUUGCUAAUGCCAGAGGAGUCCUGAACAAAGACGCCCUGGGCUCUGCUCUCUUUUCAGCUGUUCGAAUGAACUUUGAUGGUGCGGUGAGUGCACUGAUAGACAGCGGAGCAGAUGUGAACAUGCGCGACGGUCGCAGAUAUACGCCUCUCCUACUGUCAGCUGAGCUGGGACACUCAGAAGUCUUCAGUGUUCUCGUAGCAAAAAAUGCAAAACUGGAUGCUACUUUAUCUGACCUCUCUUCAGCAUUGCACUUGGCCGCUCGCAGUGGUAGCAAGCCCAUAGUGCACACACUGCUAGAAAAAGGACUGGACCCAAACAUUAAGGGAGCUAAAGGCCAUACCCCUCUCCACCUGGCAGCUCAAUGUGACAGGCCUGACAUAACUGGUCUGCUGUUAAAAGGUGGAGCACAGGUAAAUGUAGUAGGCCAGGAUGGUCUGACCCCUCUGCAUAUAGCCAGCAUGCAGGGUCACACAGACACAGUGAUCCAACUUCUUCAUAACAAGGCAGAACCUGGAAUCAAAGACCGGCUGGGGAGGACAGCCCUGCACUGGGCAGCCUUUUCCCAGGUAGAUAGCUGUGUGGUGGACUUGCUGCUGUCAGCCAAAGCUGACCCAGAUGCCACUGAUACUGAGAAAAAAACUCCCCUCCACCUGGCUGCUAUGGAGGGGAAAGUAGACGUGGCGAUUUCACUGCUUUCCCACAGGGCAAAGAGGCGAGCUAGAGACAUGGAUGGCUCCACUCCUCUUCAUUACGCAGCAGCUGGUGGGCACGUCAGCGUGGUUACAGCCCUUCUUCAGUCGCUCAACAAUAAGGGGACUGCAGACAGGAAUGCAUGGAGGAAAACACCACUUCAUGCCGCAGCUGAGAAGGGGCAUGAUAGUGUAGCUCUGCGGCUCUUGGAAGCUGGGGCCAAGAUAAAUGCUACAGAUCACAAUAAAGACACACCUCUGCACUGUGCUGCACGUGGUGGACACCACAAAGUAAUGAAAAUAUUUGUAAACUGGGGACAAGCUGGAAAUGUAGGAUGGAGGAAUAAAGCCCAUCUGCAGGCUAAAAAUAAUAUAGGGAAGACACCAUUGCAAGUGGCAGAAACUAAACACACACCAGAGCAUGAGAACACUGCGAUUUUACUCAAGAGGAAGAUGUUUCUUAUGAAGUAA